CCGCGAGCUCGUCGGCAACAUGGCGUCUCCCAGGGGCGGCGGUUGGCCGGGCCCGGCCUCGGGGUGGCGUCGGGCCGGCGCGGCCGCGGCCGAGGCGGCGGAGGCGGGCGAGGCCGGCGCGGAGGGCCUGUACGUGGCCGUGGAGCGCUGCCCGCUCUGCAACACCGCCCGCCGCCGCCUGACCUGCGCCAAGUGCGUGCGCGGAGGGGACUUCGUCUUCUUCGACGGCCGCGACUCCGAGCGGUUUUCUGAAAAGAAAGAGAAAUUAAAGCACCUUAAAAGCAAGCAGAACGAAUUCCAAGCCCAGUUGUUAAAAGCUAUGGAAGGGAAAUGGAUAACCAGCGACCAGUUGAGAUGGAAAAUAAUGUCUUGCAAGAUGAGAAUCGAACAGCUGAAGCAAACCAUUUGCAAAGAAAAUGAAGAAACGGCCAGGCAUGCCGAUGGUCUCCUUAGAAUUAAGGAUGAGAACCAGAAGCUUUACCGCAGGGCCCAGCGCCACCAGGACAAGAAGGAGAAAAUCCAGCGGCACAACCGCAAGCUCGGCGACCUGGUGGAGAAGAGGAUCUGCGACUUGAGAAGCCAGCACGAGGAACUGGCGCGCCUGCGGCGGUCGCAUGUCCUGGAACUGACCUCGAUCAUCUUCCCCAUAGAGGAGGUGAAGAUCGGCAUGAGGGAUCCAGCGGACAUUUCCUCCGAGAGCGACAGCGCCAUGACUUCUAGCACUGUCAGCAAGCUUGCAGAAGCCAGGAGAACAACCUACCUGUCUGGGCGAUGGGUGUGCGACGAUCACAACGGAGACACCAGCAUCGGCAUCACAGGGCCUUGGAUAACCCUUCCCAACAACGGCGACUAUUCCGCUUAUUACAACUGGGUAGAAGAGAAGAAGAGCACGCAAGGGCCAGACAUGGAGCAUAACAACCCAGCGUACACCAUCAGUGCUGCUUUGUGCUACGCAACCCAGCUCGUCAACAUUUUGUCCCAUAUACUUGACGUAAACCUUCCCAAGAAGCUGUACAACAGUGAGUUCUGCGGGGAGAAUCUCAGCAGGCGGAAGUUCACGUGGGCAGUGAAGAAGCUCAAUGCCAAUAUCCUUUACCUUUGCUUUUCUCAGCAUGUAAACUUGGACCUGCUACACCCCCUGCACACGCUCAGGAACCUGAUGUACUUGGUGAGCCCCGAGACAGAGAACUUGGGAAGAUCUGGGCCGUUUGAGAUCAGCGCCGACCUGGAAGAGUCCAUGGAGUUCGUAGACCCCAGCGGUGCUGGCGAAACGGAUGAGAGCGGAGACGAGCGCAUCAGCGAUGAGGAGACGGACCUCGGGACGGACUGGGAGAACCUGCCGAGCCCUCGCUUCUGCGACAUCCCCUCCCAGCCCGUGGAGAUGCUGCAGAGCCAGAGCACGCAGGCCUUGCAGCCCAGCGCCAGCAGCAGCGCCGGCGGCAUGAUCUCCUCGGCGGCGGCCUCCGUGACCUCCUGGUUCAAAGCCUACACCGGACACCGCUAGGAAGCAGUUGGAACCCCCCCCCCUGCAACCUAGCAUCACUGUAGUAAACAUGACAUGUUCAGCUGAAGUAGUGCCUGGAACAAAAAAGACCAGACUUUUCAAUUGCAUAAACCCAAGAUGCUUUUUUUUUUUUUGGCCCAAGUUGACUGCGACGGAAACAUUUUGUAGACCUCUCGAGAGAGAGGUGCAUUUCAGAGUCUAGAAGUGGAACUUGGCGCCUCAAGGUCCUCAUCUGUCUGACCGGAGGAGCGUGAGUGACCUGGCAGUCCUCUGAAGGGGGGGCACGGAGGGAGAACCAUUUAAAGAAUGCAGUUGGAAAGUCACGUCUACCGUCGCCGGUUCCCAUUCGACCAAUUCCUGACAGGGUUUAUGGGUUCCUGUUUUUAAAGUCUCUCUCCCUCUCAAUGCACACAAGUUUGACAGCACAAACGCACAGACAUCUGGAGGUGGGCGAGAAGUGUGCAUAUCUUACAUUUUUAAUGCGGUUUCUAAUCUGCAUUGCCAUAAUUUUAAUAUAGAAAAUAAUCAUGUUUUUUGAAAGAAACAACAGAUUUUUUUUUUUAGGAGCAAGAAGGAGCAGUAGGUGCUGCUGGUCUUUUUUAGAUUUUUUGUUUCUUUGGUGUGCGCUGCAGUUAUUCAGUUACGGAUUUGUUUUAACAGUCUUUCGCGUUAAGCUGCCCAGCGUGCCAAGCGUCUCGCUUGUGCUCUCCGACACCAAAGAGGCUGACUGCAGGAACCAGCCCUUACUGAGCAACCCCAGUGGCAUCUUCGGGGGAAAAGAGCUGCCAUUCUUUUGCAGUUGUACGUGUGCGCAAAAGCUGCACUCUUGGGGUGGGAGUGUGGGAAUAAUUUUCCUCCUCGAGCAGAAUCCCAAGGAAACCUCUGCCCCUUCGAAGCACGGCCAGGCAGCUUGCUGGUUAUUGCACUGCACCACUCUGGAUCAGUGUCCCUCUGUUUUUUUUAAAAAAGUGGCACACUUGCAGUUGUGCAGUUGCUUUGCCGUUGAACGACGGGGUCCCUUUUUGUUCUGUAUUCUACCAAAAACCAAGCUUCAGCUCGGAUCUCAGCCCGAUACUUGGUUCACGCGCUUCCCAGGGGAGAGCCAGUCCCAUGAUGCCCACGAAGGCCACUUCCACUCUGUGUCCAGCCUUGGCGGUGCCUACUGAGGUCCGUAUCUGUGGAGCCCCGACAGGCACCAGGCUGCCCUGUCAAACAGGGAAGAGUGGGAUGGAUCGUGUGAUGCAGCCUUCAUGUGUGCCUGGAUUCCCCUCUCCUUAGUUUGGGGGCGGGGGCAGGGGGUGGUGAUGAAGAAGCGGCAGGUGCCCUCUACUCUCACCAUCUGCUGAUGGCGCAAGCCACGCUGGAGUGGGUCACUGGGGGUGUGGAGGGCUUUAUGUCCAAGCAGAAAAUCCUCCCUCUGUGACGAUUUAAAGGAAGAGCGCCUUUGUGUUCUCAUCCAAGGAAAGGGAUUGGCUGCUUGGACCUGCCUGCCCUUUCUUUUCCACAAUGGGUGGUUCCCCCCACUGGCUACAGCCAUUAACUGCACAUUGUGGCUGUCAGGCUGAAUAGCUACAUGGCUGUCCUCUCAUUCUGUCCUCCCCCUCCUUUGCGACUCCACCCAAGCGGGCAUUCGGGGAUGCUUUUUUGUCUCGGAGCCAAUUCAGACUUUCUCCAGGGCAUGAAAAAGCCGUCAUGGGGCAUGUGUCAAAAAUUGUGCCAAGCUCCGUUUGCCCGUGCCAGGAGAUUUUUGCCAUGGUCUCACGGGUAAGAACGGGGUGAAUACUUCCCUGGGACGACCGUCCUGCAUGCCUUGGAGUGGCUCUUGGCUGAUCAGCCCUGUAUUGAAUUCUUGUUGAGGGUUUUUUUCCCCCGUUCCCCCAUCAAGGUCUGUAGGUAGAAGAGCUUAGGCGAAGAUAGAGAGUAACCAUUUCUGCGUUUUCUUCAGACAAAAUCUGAGGCUAGGGUUCAGUUCUGUGCGUUUCUUUUACUAAACCAAAGAUCCUUCUCAUUUCGUGUUUUGAUUUAAAACCUAUUAGGUGACGCUUCUCAGUCUGUGGAGUCUAUUUCAGAGCAGCUGUGACAAUGUCAUCCUGUCUGUGCCGGGUCAGGCUCCUGUUGAGGUUGUGUCCAGUUAACAAGAGGCCGGGAACGGCUGGGAUCAGGCACGCUGCCUGUUUUACCCAGCGGGCUUCCUCUGCGCGUCUCUCCUGGGCUAUCAGAUUUUAUGUUUGAAAUGUUUCUUUGAAGAAAGGCACUUUAUGAGUUGCAGAAGGGAUGGGCUGCUUGAACCCGGGGCUCAUGGCUGCUUGGGGGAGUGGAGGGCGGUUCCUCCCCACUGAAUUUUUGAGCCCCCCCCCCUUCAAGACAUGCCCAGGGGCUCUCUCCUGUAAAUAUUCUUGUGUGCUCCCUCUUUUCUUCCCCCUCCCCUCUUUGUGUUUUAACCUGUUGCGGUGCUUAUUUAUGGCUCUUGUUUUUUAAACCACCCUGUACGCUUGCAAGAAACCCUUUUCCCGUUCACUCUGAUGAGUGGAAGCAAAUCUCGGUAAGCCACAAACCUCGUCACUGUUGGGAUGUCCUGAUUUUCAAACGGACGAUGCCUCCGCAAUACUGUAGCAUCCAUUCAAAGCCUACAGAGUCACCCUGAGAAAGUCGUAACGAUUUGGGGUGUCACGCCCUUUCUAGAUUCUUUUUUGUAACGAUAGGUUUGCUUUUUUUAUUUUGAGAGGUUUUUACGUGUAUAUAUCUGGAAAAUCUGGGAGCAUGUGUCCAAAACUUCAGUGCAAUUGAGAUGCGUCAGUCUGCUCAGCAGGGAGAGAAGAACCUGCUAGCAGAGAUUCUGGUUGAGCGUUCUGCAAGGUCAUAUUGUGAAGCCACAAAGGCAGAAUUGCGUAUUUGAGGGCCAAGAUUCUUAAAGAGGCGUAGAGGCAUGUCUGGAAUUAAGGGGCUUGUUCUCUGAAAAGAGGGGACGUCUCUUUGCGUACUCCAAAUCCCCAAUCCCUUUUGGCCACGGUGUGCCAUUGUCGAACUAGUAGGGUUGUAACACGAAUGUGUGUGUUUUUCUAAAAAAAAAAUUGUAUUGGCGCAAUAAAUCUUUAA
Eublepharis macularius is the source of this 4600-nucleotide messenger RNA. RefSeq names its product autophagy related 14 (gene ATG14). The transcript is spliced from 10 exons. Gene Ontology annotation, biological process: cellular response to starvation; autophagosome assembly; mitophagy. Gene Ontology annotation, cellular component: phosphatidylinositol 3-kinase complex, class III; autophagosome; extrinsic component of omegasome membrane. NCBI's taxonomy places the organism in Eukaryota, Metazoa, Chordata, Lepidosauria, Squamata, Eublepharidae. The record is from RefSeq and is a predicted model, not a curated record. The coding region runs from base 20 to 1504 and encodes 494 amino acids.